Messenger RNA from Salvia splendens (bonfire salvia), 558 nucleotides. RefSeq lists its product as uncharacterized. Gene Ontology annotation, cellular component: membrane. The record is from RefSeq and is a predicted model, not a curated record. Lineage: Eukaryota; Viridiplantae; Streptophyta; Magnoliopsida; Lamiales; Lamiaceae. The transcript is spliced from 3 exons. Bases 30 to 341 code for a protein of 103 amino acids.
UCAACUAUUGCUAAAUGUAGGCUAGGAGGAUGGAUGUUGUUUGGGGAGAAACUGCUGGAGUUGAGGGCCAGCUACUUCUGCUAUGCCCAAUACUUUUUGUUUUGCAGGGAUUUGAAGCCUAUGUUGGUGUGUUGUUGCUUAAUACUGCUCUAAAUGGAUCCAAUUUGGAUUGGCAGGUAAUUACAUGCGGGGUUCUUCUCAUAGUCAUGGCUGUUGGAAAUUUUGCUAACACGGUGCAGACUCUAAUAACGAAAUCUAAGGUUAAGGCAAAAAUCAAGAGAGGUAAAAGCAGGCAAGAGCUGCAUCAACUGAAUCAUGGAUCAGAUGACAAGAGUUCGUAAACAGCUCGCUGUACCAAGUUUGCUUCUUUGUGCAGUUUCUUUCCUCACAGCAGGUUUUUGGCCUUUUUAUGUUUGUAAACUGUCGAGCUGUAUUAUGAUAGUAAACUUGAAUAGUAGGAGUUAGAAAUCCAUAUUUGUCAUUUAUUAUAGGAUUUCUACACUGUUUUGGUUCCAUAUAGAGAGCUUUAUCUAGAGUGUCGCAUGCUUGUGUCCUUUA